Molecule: messenger RNA, 5832 nt
Organism: Salvelinus fontinalis (brook trout)
Lineage: Eukaryota; Metazoa; Chordata; Actinopteri; Salmoniformes; Salmonidae
Gene: arap2
Product: ArfGAP with RhoGAP domain, ankyrin repeat and PH domain 2
Biological process (GO): signal transduction
Molecular function (GO): protein binding; GTPase activator activity
Source: RefSeq, a predicted model, not a curated record
UGUAACAUCGCGCUUCAACAGGCAAGAGAAGGAAACGGGUGGCGAAUGUAAAACCAGACACGUUCUGGAAGUUGCGAUAUGUAACUAGGAAAUAAGUACAAAGCUCGACAACACAGCACGCGUAUGGCAGAACUAGAGAGAUGAUACCUGAGAUUUCCACUCACCUGUUUUGAACCUCAGCAAAACCACCAAACCUUCCCCCACCCAACACUUUCACUAAUGCUAAUCUGCCUUAGAUCCAUCAUCAACUCUUCUCUGGUGUUGAUCUAGACACCACCAAACACCCACCAUGUCAAAUCCCACUGACCCCAGAGAGGAGAUCCUAGACUGGCUGACCAGCCUGCGUCUGCCCCAGUACGCUGACGGAUUUCACCUGGGGGGCUUCCAGUGCCUGGAAGACUGCAGGGGGCUCACUGAAAAUUGCCUCCUGGAGCUCCGAGUGUUCCCUACAGGCCACCGUAGACGGAUCCUACGUAGUUUGGAAGCCCUAAGAUUGGUGGUGGAAGAGCCGGGGGAAGGGGAAAAGGACGGGGAAAAUAGAAAGCCCCUCCCCCAACCCAGACACAUCUUCAUGACAAAUAAGAAAAGGGUGACUUCCUGCCAGCCUAGUGAGAGGGUAGAGCAGGCAAGAUGGGAGGGGAGGCAGACCCUACACCCUGGGGCUGGCUUAGGGAUUGAAGAGACAGAAGAGGAGAACACUAACACUUCUAUAAAGGGGUCUCUGAGACCACCUCGGCCGACACCGCGUGACCCUCGUAACGUACGCACCCCUUCCUCAGCUUCGAACUCCACAUCUGGCAGCUGUGACUCCCUCUCUGUCUCCUCCCACUCUGGAGAGGUACCCUCUGAUUGUGAGAUCUCCUCUGAGGAGCCCUCCCCUUCCUCUACAGACCUCUCUCCCGGGCCUGACCACGUCCUCUCUGGGAAAAACCCUGAGGUUUACCAGGGGAAGAUGGUGGAUAAUGUGAUCUAUGAGAGGGGCCCCAGCUUGAAGACACCAGCCAAGGGCCCCCGGCCCACCCGUUCCUACAGACUGAGGCACCGGCCGGUCCCUGGGAUUCCUGACCAAGUCAUCCUACCCCCACCGGACUGGAGCUUGCCUCCGCUAACAUCCACAACCGACCUUGAACACCUUCCCUGCGCCCAGGUUCCCGGCGGUGCUAACGUUAGCCAGAAAGCCCCACUGCAAAGAACGUUGUCUCCCAUUGUUCCUUAUGGAGAAACAUUCCUAUACAACAACCCAGAGAACGUACUGGACCAGGGUCCUAAAGAACUAUUUAAGAAAGAAAUCAAAGAGAAUCUCAAGCAGAAAAAGCUGAGAAAGAAGCAUAGUAAGAUCAAUGAGUCCAGGAAUAGCAACAAGACACAGGUCCCUCCACCUACUUCAACGGUCCACAACCUCUAUGAAGAUGACUACUCUAUAGUGGAAGAGUGCACCACCAGUUGGGAACUAUCCAAUCAUGCUUGGCCUAAUGCUGCUACGGCGACCCCGGAGCCCCUCCUCUCCGGCCCCCCGCCCGGCCCCGCCCUCUCCCAGGUCGUUCCCAUGACAAUGGUGGUGUGUGACCUCUACUCGGAGCCCUUUGACACGCUGGGUGGUCUGGUGAAGAAUACGUUACCCGUGUUACCCGCAGACCACGCGGAUAAUAUCUCCCCUUACGCCUGCUUCUACGGGGCCCCUAAGACCAAACUCAAGAUGGGGUGGCUGGACAAGCUCUCACCGCAAGGAAACUGUGUUUUUCAGAAAAGAUGGGUGAAGUUUGAUGGAGAGAACCUCUCUUAUUACAACAAUGAUAAGGAGAUGUACUCUAAAGGCCUGAUCCCGUGCAGUGUGAUGAAAGAUGUGCGAGGGCAGGGGGACAACCGCUUCGAAGUGGUCACCUCCCUCAGAACCUUCGUGUUUCGUCUGGAGCGGGAAGGGGAGCGUCAGGAGUGGAUGGAGGCUCUUCAAACGGCCAUACGCUCCCCUGCCUCCAUUUCCCAGAAGCCCCAGAAGUGUGGCACCAACAAACAUGGCAGCAUGGAGCUGAGAGGGUACAAAGGCAAAGUGUACGUCUCCCUGACGGGAACCAGAUUCAAACUCUGCAAAUCAGAACAGGACUUCAGAGCUGGCCUGGGUAUUUCCCUGAUCGAUUUGACUGCUUCUAACAUUAAAGAGACAGACAGGAGGCUCUUCCAAAUCAACACCCCCUUCAGAAACUUCUGCUUCACGGCCGAGUCGGAAAGGGAGAAAGAGGAGUGGAUUGAAGCAUUCCAGGAAUCGAUAGCCGAAACGCUCUCCGAUUACGAAGUGGCCGAGAAGAUCUGGUUCAACGAGUCCAACAGGAUCUGUGCCGACUGCCGUGCGUCGCAGCCCGAAUGGGCCUCCAUCAAUCUGGGGGUUGUCAUCUGUAAGAAGUGUGCAGAUUUCCCCAAGCUGGAGUCAUCCUCAGAGACCAGUUCUCCGUCUGAUGCUCCGUCCUUCAUGGACGGCUUCCUCUACUGCUCCGCCGGUCCGACCAAGGCCACCCUGGACAGGAGAGGCAGAGACGACAUGGUGCGACGCUGGUGUACCCUAGAGGGGGGCUUCCUUAGCUAUUAUGAGAAUGAACGGAGCCCCAUGGCCACCGGCAGAGUGGACAUCACUGAGGUGGUCAGUCUGGCCGUCAACAAAACAGAGACCAUGACUGGAACAGGGGCUGUGUUCAUGGUGGAGAUCUACCUACAGUCAGACAGAGUGUUCUUGUUUGGCGCCAAGACACAGGAGACACAGCAAGACUGGGUCCAGGCUAUCGCCAAGUGUUUCGUCCCAUCUAAAGUAGAGGCUAUGUUGAGGAGAGACUGCGAGCUGAUUGGUCGGCUCUACUUUAAGGAAGGUCAUGACCUCUACCACUGGAGGGUUGGUUGGUUUGCUCUGGAAGGCUCCGCCCUCUACUUUAGUUCCGGGGAGAGGACACUGGGGGCCAUGCAGCUCAAACAACUACAGGAACUCACUGUUUCCACACAUGUAGAAGGUGAGGAGAGGAUCCAGGUGCUCUUGAUGGUGGAGGGUGGAAGAACUGUGUACAUCCAUGGUUUCAACAAAGUGGACUUUGCGCUGUGGCACUCUGCGAUCAAAUUGGCCUCUGGCACGGACGGCAGGGCUCUAAGCAACCAGCAGCUGAGUAAAAAGGGCGUCCCCAUCGUUGUGGACAGCUGCAUAGCUUUUGUCACCCAGUACGGUCUGUGCCAUCAGGGGAUCUACAGCGUUAGGGGGGACCCGGGCCGUGUAUCCCUGCUCCUGGGGGCCUUCAGGCAGGACGCCCGCAACGUGAAGCUCCAUGUCCUGGAGCACCAACUGGAGGACGUCACUGACACCCUGAAGACCUUUCUGUCCCAGGCCGAGGACGCCUUGCUGACCAAGGAGCUCUACCCCUACUGGGUGUCUGCUCUAGAUGAGGAGGAUGAGAAACGGAGAGUGGAGAAGUACUCUAGAUUUAUCCAGAGUCUUCCCAAGAUCAACAGAUCCACCCUGACUGCUCUGCUGCAACAUCUCUACAGGGUCCAGAGGUGCUCCCAUAUAAACCAGAUGCAGACCAGAGACUUAGCCUGUGUGUUCUCCUCAUGUCUCUUCCAAACCGAGGGACAAACCACACCGGAGAUCAGCGUGGUCCAAGACCUCAUCACCAACUAUGUACAACUUUUUGGGGUCAACGAGGACCAACUCAAGCAGAUGGAGAGUGAGAACAGUUUCAUCACACGAUGGAACGACAAAAAAGACACCACAUUCUCUCCGGCCGGGGACUUGAUCUUUGAGGUGUACCUGGAGAGGAGGGAGCCGGAGAACUGCUGCUUAAUCAAGUUGUCUCCUACCAUGAGGUCAGACGAGCUGGCAGAGUCCACGCUGGUUACGAGGAACGUGGUCACCAACCCGGGCGACCUCUGGACCACGUUCGAGGUCAUUGAGAACGGAGAACUGGAACGCCCAUUACACUACAAAGAGAAGGUUCUGGAGCAGGUGCUGGAGUGGAGCACUCUAGACGACCCCAGCUCCGCCUUCCUCGUCAUCAAAAAGUUUGGAGAAGACAAAAUGGCAGACACUCUCCCAGGCAGAAAGGAAAAACAGUUUAUGAGAGGGGAACAGGUGAAGUUCAAGGAUGGGUCCUCCAAGCUGCUUUCUGGACAUAAAUUCCAGGACAGAUAUGUCAUCCUCCGAGACGACAAGCUGCUACUGUACAAAGAGAUGAAAAGCACUAAGCCAGAGAGAGAGGUCCCACUGAAGUUAGUCAAGUGUUACCUAGGACUGAAGAAGAAGCUCAAACCACCCACCAGCUGGGGUUUCACCGUCUACACAGACAAACAGCAAUGGCAUUUCUGCUGCGAGGGGAAGGAGUCUCAAAUAGACUGGGUGACUGACAUCAUCGCCAUGAAGCAUGGAGGAGACCUCUGGUCAAAGAACAGAGAUCACAGCAGACCUGCAGUUCAAAAAAGCAUGUCAGCAGCCCAGCAGAGUCCACAGAACAUUAAACACAAAACCAGCAAAAAUCCGUCAGACAGAAAGUUGUCCCUAAACAUCAGCACACCUCCCAGUGAAGACAAGAAAACAAGGAAUAGUGAAGAUUGUGGCAGUCUCCAGUACAAAACAGCCAUAGUGGCUAAUUGCUUGAAGCAGAAGGACCGACUCGUGACCCCCGGGACUGGUCAGAGAAAUGUUUCAGCGGGAGUGAUCCAGCCCCAGCGCUGUCCCUCUCCACGCCCAGAGGCCCAGGACCCUCAGAGUGGCGUCAAGAACCCCAACAGGAGGCCCGUUCGGAUGGGAGAGGGGGGUCUAAUGCCACCCAACCUCCUCAACGAACUUAACUCUGUGCUGAAUAAGACUGGCCGUAGCGCCAAGGAGGAGAAGAGCUGAUGGAGAGAUCGAGAAGCCCAGAGAAAAGAAGAAGAUGAAAAUGUAACGUGAGGCUGAGACAAAGAAAGUGCAACAAAGGGAAUGGAAGAUGAUUAGAAUGAAAAAACAGAGCGACAUGGAGACAGAAAUACUGUGGAGACAGAAAUACCGUGGAGACAGAAAGAGAGACAAAGCGAGAAACUGAGAACAAAAAACAAGUUGUCAUUCUCUACAAGAGGGACCCCCGGGAGGAAAUUAGAGUUUGGAGCGGAGAACAGGUCCAAGUGCUAUUGAUGGACAUAUUAUGGGAAAUUUCAGGUCGACCAACACACUAACACAGUCAUUUCUAACAGUUCUCGAGUCUGCCCAGAUACAUUUCUACACCAUUACCUAUGCUAUACCAAACUAAUUAUACUAUCAAAUUCUAUAACAUUUUUGGCUUUCGUUAAAUUCAAUAUUGAUAUGAUAUGAUUAAUAUUGGUUGACAAGGAAUAUCUUCUUCUCCAAAGGAAUGUACUGUAUCUAUUCUGUUAUUGCAUUAAAUGUUAUUUCCUGGUGACAUACUACAUCAAUUGUUUUUAUAUUGUACAGUUGUAUAAUACACUGCACAUUGUACGUUCUAUUCUUUGACUGUAUUUGUGUAUAACAUACUGUACUGAAUGUUUUAUGCGUAUUAGGAAAUGGGGGACACUGUUAACCCAUAGUAUUCGAUAUGUACAGUAUAUUUCAUUACGUAUUAUUUCCUUCACAAACGACUUGAUUUAAAAAAAAAUAUGAAUACUGAUCAAUUCUUAUCCAAAGAUCUGUUAUAUCGUUUGAGUGCCAGGGCAUAUGCUUUUCCAAAUGGGAUUUGAACCCAUUAAAAAAAGACUCUUCCCGGAAAAAAAAACGCCUCCAACUUUUAUUUUCUGUCGUUGUUUUAUUCAUAGACCUCAUCAAAGGGUUCUUUUUUUUUUUUUUUAUUGUAGUAAAAUGUAAAAAUAAAC